Messenger RNA from Dromaius novaehollandiae (emu), 4116 nucleotides. RefSeq names its product transmembrane serine protease 6 (gene TMPRSS6). The transcript is spliced from 18 exons. Bases 825 to 3197 code for a protein of 790 amino acids. Gene Ontology annotation, molecular function: serine-type endopeptidase activity; protein binding. NCBI's taxonomy places the organism in Eukaryota, Metazoa, Chordata, Aves, Casuariiformes, Dromaiidae. Gene Ontology annotation, biological process: proteolysis. The record is from RefSeq and is a predicted model, not a curated record.
CUCUAGAUGGAGAGUGGUUGCUUUUUGUGAAAAAGCAAUGGGCAUGUACAGAGCAGUGGGGCUGUAAGCAGAAGGUGGUGCAGGCAAGGUAUGUGGGGAGAACCUGGGGCUAGAAAAAAUCAAAUGUUUCAGGGAGGAGUGAGUGGCAGUGAGAGCAAGUAUGGGGAGCCCAGAGUGAGUCAGGAGAUUAGGUGGCAAGGAGCACAAGGAGAACAGAGGUAGUCUUGAAGGUCAGCACUGAAAGACGCCACGCUUUGUCUUCAUCCAUGCUACAGCUGCAGUAACUAGACCCACUGACCACAGCCAUCUUUCCUUCUUCAAGCAAUCCACCUGUCAGCCAGGGUUUGCUCCAUCCCUAUGCUGGGGCACUCUGCCUGCCCACAUGCUACAUUUUGCUUCUCCCUCCAGUGGGACCAAGGAAGGUAACUAAGAAAUACAACAGUUGCUGAGCAACUCCCUGUUCCCUGAGGACAAUGUAACCUAUCUGCACCAGUUUCCUGGGCUGGCCUUCUCUGCACAGCUGGAGAUGCUCCUAAUGUGACUUUUUCCAGGAUCCUCCCUGUAGAGCCUGCAGAUCUUCACCCCUGCAAGCCUCCGAAGCUUCCAUUGGAAAAAAACACAGUUGUACGGGGUGCGCUAACCCUUUGUGCAGGACGGUGCAGAACAAAGGUCGAGCUGAAGGGACAUGGCAUCAGAUUAUUGAUCUCUGAGGAGACCUUGAGCUUCGGUAAAAAGAUAUCCUCCCUCUCUUUCCCCACAUGUGUGUGAGCCAGCUUGCGUAGGGGGUGUGGGCCUGACCUCACAGGCUGCAGCAGAUUUCAGAGAUGCCCCUGAUGGAGGCUGAGGAACAGGAGGAAGAUGCCAACUCCCUCUCAAAGGAUGAAUCUGAGACAAACUCAUGUGACUGCCUCCGCUAUGUGCCCCUCUGCAUAGCCUUUCUAUUGCUGGCCGGAACUGCCAUAGCAACCUGGUAUUUCCUAGACUACAGACCACGGCAUCCAGAACCGGCCAUCCUGCAGCUUUACUCUGGCAGCCUCCAGGUCCUCAAUCGCCAGUACUCCCCAGACCUCGGGCGGUCAGAGUCCAGAGCCUUCUGGACAGAGUCGGCUAAGCUUCAAAAGAUGCUGAAGGAACUGAUUCGUGCCACAGAGCUGGGACGAUAUUACAACUCGAGCACAGUCUAUGCCUUUGGGGAGGAGGCUCUGACCUUCUUCUUCUGGUUUGCCCUCCAAAUCCCUGAGAAUCAGCAAAAGGAGAUGACUGCUGAGAGGGUAAAUGAAAUGCUCCACCAAGAGCUCACCACUCAUUUCAACAGCUCAGGCAGCCUGUCCUACCAGGCAGAGUACAAGGUCAACCCCGACUCCCUGGUUCUGCUGGAAUCCAGUGUGAAAGACAUAGUAGUCCUGAAAUCCACUCUGGGUUGCUAUAGAUAUAGCUAUCUCCAGGAAGAUGACGUCUUAAGGCUAGAGGGCCCUGACUACCUGGCCUCCAGUUGUCUUUGGCAUCUCCAUGUCCUGAAGGGCUACAUGAUCAAGUUACGCCUGGAGUGGACUCUCCCAGAGUGCAGGGAUCGCCUGGCUAUGUACGAUGCAGCGGGGCCUCUGGAGAACCACCUCAUCACCUCGAUCUAUGGCUGCAGCCGGCAGGAGCCCAUUGUGGAAGUCCUUUCAUCAGACUCUGUGAUGUCCGUUGUGUGGAAGAAAGCCAUGUACAGCUACUAUGACCCCUUCAUACUCUCCGCACAGGCUGUGCCCCUCAAAGCCUGCAAAGUGAAUAUAACCCUACGGGAAGGCCUGGAGCUGCAGGGGAAGAUUGGCACACCACACUACCCGAGUUACUACUCACCCAACACGCAGUGCACGUGGCACUUGACGGUCCCAUCUCUUGACUAUGGGGUCAUCCUGUUGUUUGACGCCUAUGCACUCAGCAGACAGAAGCAUGACCUGCCCUGUACCCAAGGCCAGUGGAUAAUUCAAAACAGAAGGUUGUGUGGUCUGCGGAUCCUGCAAGCCUAUGCCGAGCGGAUUCCUGUCACGUCCUCUGCUGACAUCACCAUCACCUUCACCUCACAGAUCUCUUUAACUGGCCCUGGUGUACAGGCUGCCUACAGCCUGUACAACCAAUCAGACCCCUGUCCUGAGGAGUUCCUGUGUUCUGUGAACGGCUUGUGUGUCCCAGCCUGUGACGGGAUCAAAGAUUGCCCCAAUGGGCUGGAUGAGAGAAACUGUGUGUGCUCCGCAAAGUUCCAGUGCCGGGAGGACAGCACUUGCAUCGAGUUCAGCAAGGUCUGCAAUCAGCAACUGGACUGUGUCAAUGGGAGCGAUGAAGAGCAGUGCAGUGAAGGAGUUCCCUGUGGGCCUUUCACCUAUCGCUGUGAAGAUGGAACGUGUGUGAAGAAACCCAACCCUCUGUGUGACACCACUGUGGACUGCCAGGACCUGUCCGACGAGAAGCACUGUGACUGUGGGCUGCAAGCCCCUCUCAGCAGGAUCGUGGGUGGUGCUGAUUCUGCGGAAGGCGAAUGGCCAUGGCAAGCCAGCCUGCAAGUUCGGGGACGCCACAUUUGUGGGGGAACACUCAUUGCUGACCGCUGGGUAGUCUCAGCUGCACACUGCUUCCAGGAUGAAAGAUUGGCUUCCCCCUCUGUCUGGACUGUUUACUUGGGCAAGUAUUUGCAAAAUGCCACCAGUCAAACAGAGGUGUCCUUCAAGGUGAGCCGCCUGUUCCUCCACCCUUAUUACGAAGAGGAUAGCCAUGAUUAUGAUGUGGCCCUGCUCCAGCUGGACCAUCCCGUGAUCAGCUCGCCCUUCAUCCAGCCCAUCUGCUUGCCUGCCCCCUCCCACCUCUUUGAACCUGGCCUUCACUGCUGGAUCACUGGCUGGGGAGCCAUCAAGGAGGGUGGCCGCAUCAGCAACAUCCUGCAGAAGGUAGAUGUGCAGCUCAUCCAGCAGGACAUCUGCAGUGAGGCCUAUCACUACAUGAUUUCUCCCAGGAUGCUCUGUGCUGGAUACCACAAGGGCAAGAAAGAUGCCUGCCAGGGUGAUUCUGGAGGUCCACUAGCCUGCAAGGAGCCCAGUGGCAAGUGGUUUUUGGCUGGUUUGGUGAGCUGGGGCAUGGGAUGUGCACGUCCAAAUUACUACGGAGUAUACACCAGGAUCACCCAAGUGCUGGGCUGGAUGAACCAAACCAUGAGCUGAGAAAAGUCCCUCUCUUCCUUCCCCCACCAGACCUAUGCUCACAUGGCACUUGUUCCUGACCUUGCUCACUUCUCUCUCAGAGCGAGAGAGAGGUUCUGUGUGGGAUGUUGUCAGACCUGGGAUGCUCUUCUGAGCAGGGUAGAAGAAAGUCUGCAGAGGAGAUGGUGCAGGGAAGCAGGCAGACCCUCUUCCCCCUCAGUGCUUCCCAGGGAGCAUCCCAAGGUGUUUUUAGGCCAGCCGUCCAAAACAGUUGGAGGGAGGGGGGAACAGCAAAGGUCCCAAGCUGAUGGCUUCUGAGUAGAGGAAUAAGGGGAGAUGAACUUUCCACGAACCACGUGAUUCAGCCACAAUCCCAUGCUGGAAAAUUUGCUGAAAGAAAAUGUGACUGAUGUAGUUAGAGAUUCCAGUAACUGUGAAAUCAACCUGCUUCCCUCUUCCUGCCUGCCGCUCAUCCUUCUUCCCUCACCCCCUCCCACCACUCCUCCUCUUCCAUCUCCCUAAUUGCUUCUUUUCUUAGCUGGCAUGUGCUAUUCAGCUCAGCCAGACAACUUCUUCACGUCUCACUGACUCCAGCAUCAUACCCCCAGGCAUGUGUCCCUGCUUCCCUGUUGAAAUAACAUCCAGGUUCCACUGCUGCCAAUGGACUCCUUCAGGCAAAGCCCUAGCCCCUCAGUAAAAACAUUUGAGAAGCCUUCUAUCUACUCCCCUGUGCCCUACUAAAUACCUUUAACAUGAAGUAAUCUCAUCAGCUUCCAGAGCUCAGCUAACCCAAGAGGUGAGGGAGAAGGCUAAGGGCACAGUGCUUUAGAUAGUGACUGCUGUGGGUUUAGGUUUUUUACUAAAGAUACACACAUACACACAUGUAUAUAUAAAAUGAGCCACUCUCUGGAAUUAGAAAUAAAAUUAAUUUUUUUUGGGC